Messenger RNA from Lingula anatina, 1718 nucleotides. Its product is annotated as vacuolar protein sorting-associated protein 4B-like. Lineage: Eukaryota; Metazoa; Brachiopoda; Lingulata; Lingulida; Lingulidae. Gene Ontology annotation, biological process: endosomal transport; vacuole organization. The record is from RefSeq and is a predicted model, not a curated record. Gene Ontology annotation, molecular function: ATP hydrolysis activity; ATP binding.
GGUCACAAGACUCGACAGUUAAAAUACUGCCGUAACACUAACAUCGACAUUCGGGUCACAAUUUCCAAUUUUCGUUCGUCUCACUGCUAUAUUCAGCACAAUCUGACACUGCUACUUUGAAGUCGGAGCAAAGUUUUGCUGAUAUCUCCAAAACACAAAAUUUAAAUAGAAAGUGAUUGUUUUUGAUGAUGAUGGUGUGCAGACCAACCUCACAAGUAGCCUACUGUACUAAAAGCCAUUGACAUAUUGAUCACCAAGGCUACUUAGUUUGCAGUCAGUGUGCAAACUAGUCAAAAGGUGUCGCCUAUCAAGAUAAUGGAAUCAAUUAUAAAAUGUAUUCAACUGAUACAUCUGUUGGCAUUUAAUUUUGAUAAUCAAACCAAAACAUAUAUUUGUUGAAUAAUCUAAAGCAUCAUCAUAGUGCAUUAUUUCUUGAAAGUCACGUGGCUCUGACAACUGUCAACUUCUGCCAUCCUUUCGGGAGGUCAGUACUCGUACUGUUUGGAUGUAGAGGAAUUAGCACAGCUGGUCUAAAUGUCCACGAGCUUACAGAAAGCCAUUGACAUAGUCACCAAGGCUGUAGAAGAAGACGAGAAAAAGAAUUAUGAGGAAGCCUUGAGGCUGUAUACGCAUGGUGUGGAGUCCUUUCUCCAUGCAAUUAAAUAUGAGGCAGAUAGUGACAAAGCCAAGGAAAGUAUCAGAGCUAAGUGUAUUUUAUAUUUGGACAGAGCAGAGAAAUUAAAACAGCAUGUCAGUGGCAAGAAGCAGAAAGCAGUAAAGGAUGGCAGUAGUGGUGGAAAUAAAAAGAAAGGAGACAAUGACAGCAGUGACAGUGAUUCAGAAGGAAAUGCCGAAAAGAAAAAGUUUCAGACACAGCUGGAAGGGGCCAUUGUGAUGGAGAAACCUAACAUUAAGUGGGACGACGUAGCAGGUCUGGAUGGAGCCAAAGAGGCUUUAAAAGAGGCAGUCAUUCUGCCCAUUGAAGGUAAAAGACAGCCACAGAGGGGUAUAUUAUUGUAUGGGCCCCCAGGGACAGGGAAGUCUUACCUAGCCAAAGCAGUAGCCACAGAAGCCAAUAACUCCACCUUUUUCUCAGUGUCUUCAUUUGAUUUGGUCUCAAAGUGGCUCGGAGAAAGUGAAAAAUUAGUAAAGAAUCUAUUUGAGAUGGCAAGAGAACACAAGCCGAGCAUUAUUUUCAUAGAUGAUUUUGACUCCCUCUGCUCGUCCAGGAGUGAUAACGAGUCUGAGUUGGCCAGGAGAAUUAAGACAGAGUUUCUUGCACAAAUGCAGGGUGUUGGAACUGAUAAUGAUGGAAUUUUGGUGUUAGUAGCCACAAAUAUUCCUUGGGUUCUUGACUCUGCUAUAAGGAGAAGCUUUGAGAAAAGAAUCUACAUCCCACUCCCAGAAGCCCCUGCUCGAGCCACCAUGUUUCAGUUGCAUCUUAGAAACACCCCAAACUUUCUCACCCAAGGGGACUUCAGAGUACUAGGACUGAAGACUGAGGGGUAAGCUGUUAAUCAGUGUGAACUGUGUGAGGCCAUUCAAGUCAUGCGAAACUAGGGAAAUUUGAGCACUAUAAAAUUAUAUACUGAUUAUUAUUAUUUCACUGUACAUAUAUAUAAGGCCUUUUUACAAUAAUUUGAUAAUCAUUCAUUUCUAUAAUUGCACAUUACAUUAUAUAUCAUCUUUGUCCAUUUCUAAGAAUGACUUUUUGUGUA